Molecule: messenger RNA, 2095 nt
Organism: Mirounga angustirostris (Northern elephant seal)
Lineage: Eukaryota; Metazoa; Chordata; Mammalia; Carnivora; Phocidae
Gene: GP1BA
Product: glycoprotein Ib platelet subunit alpha
Exons: 1
Coding region: 1-2088 (695 amino acids)
Cellular component (GO): plasma membrane
Molecular function (GO): protein binding
Source: RefSeq, a predicted model, not a curated record
AUGCCUCUCCUCCUGUUGCUGCUUCUGCUGCCGUGCCCCUCACACCCCCAGUUGGUCUGCGAGGUCUCCAGGGUGACCAGCCAGCUGGAAGUGAACUGUGACAACAGGGGGCUGAAGGUGCUGCCUCCAGAUCUGCCCAGAGACAUGGCCAUCCUUCACCUGGGCGAGAACCCCCUGGGCACCUUCUCCACAGCAUCCGUGGCGUCUAUGACCCAGCUUGCAGAGCUGUACCUGCGUCGAAGCCAGCUGACCAAACUGCAGACGGACGGGGCGCUGCCACGGCUGGAGACCCUGGACGUCUCCCACAAUAAGCUGAAGAGCCUGCCCUUUCUAGGACGGGCACUGCCAGCCCUCACCACCCUGGACGUCUCCUACAACGAGCUGACUGCACUGCCUCCUGGUGCUCUGGAUGGCCUGAGCCGGCUCCAUGAGCUCUACCUACGCGGCAACAAGCUCAAGACUCUGCCCCCGGGGCUCCUGAGGCCCGUGGCCCAGCUGAGGAAGCUCAAUCUGGCCGACAACAAGUUGAACGAGCUGCCCCCGGGGCUCCUGGAUGGCUUGGGGGAGCUCGACACCCUCUACCUCCAAGGGAACUGGCUGCGCACCAUCCCAAAGGGCUUCUUCGGGGACCUCCUCCUGCCUUUCGCUUUUCUCCACAACAACCCCUGGGCCUGUGACUGUGAGAUCCUCUAUUUCAGCCGCUGGCUGCAGGACAACUCCAAUAACGUCUACUUAUGGAAGGAGGGAGUGGACGUCAAGGCCAUGACUCCCAACGUGGCGAGCGUGCGAUGCGUCAACUUGCACAACACACCCGUCCACACCUACCCGGGGAAGGGCUGCUCCAUUCUCGGGGAUGGGGUUGACCUAGGCUAUGACGACUACGACGAAGAGGAGGAAGUGGGAAAAGUACCCGCCACCAGGGCCGUGGUCAGCUUCUCCACCAACACCAGAGCCCACACAACCCACCGGGCCCCCCUCCACUCAGCACCCACUGCUUCUCCAGACCACCAGAUGCCCCAUCUGUCUUACACCCUCGAGUCCACGAAGAAACAGAGCAGAUUCCCAACCGCCCCAGAGCCCAGCACGUCCCAUCCCCCGUCCUCCAGCAUGCCCCACUCCACAACAUCCACCAUGACCAUGACCACCCCAGAGCUCAGGCUCCCCACCAGCCUGGAACCCACGACCCCCACCACUCCGGAGCCCACCACGACCCCCACCACCCAGGAGCCCACCACGACCCCCACCACCCCCGAGCCCACCACGACCCCCACCACCCCCGAGCCCACCACGACCCCCACCACGACCCCCACCACCCCCGAGCCCACCACGACCCCCACCACCCCCGAGCCCACCACGACCCCCACCACCCCCGAGCCCACCACGACCCCCACCACCCCCGAGCCCACCACGACCCCCACCACGACCCCCACCACCCCCGAGCCCACCACGACCCCCACCACCCCCGAGCCCACCACGACCCCCACCACCCCCGAGCCCACCACGACCCCCACCACCCCCGAGCCCACCACGACCCCCACCACCCAGGAGCCCACCACAACCCUAAUCCUCUCUGAACUGACCACAUCUGAGAUCCCAGAAUCAACCUCAUUCCCUACUACUUUGGAAUACCCAACCACCACCUCCUCUGUCUACCUCCCAGAGGCCCACGAGGUGGUUCAAGGGAAUUUGGAGAGCUCCAAAAAUGACCCUUUGCUCAACCCUGACUUCUGCUGUCUCCUCCCCCUGGGCUUCUAUGUUUUGGGUCUCCUCUGGCUUCUGUUUGCCUCUGUGGUCCUUAUCCUGCUGCUGGCUCGGGCCCGGCCCGCGGGGCCACAGGCCCUGGCCACAGCCACACACACCGCCCAUCUGGAGCUGCAGAGGGGAAAGCAAGUGACCCUGCCCCGGGCCUGGCUGCUUUUCCUUCAAGGCUCACUCCCCACUUUCCGCUCCAGCCUCUUCCUGUGGGUACGGGCUGAUGGCCACGUGGGGCCCCUGCGGGCAGGACGGUGGCCCUCUGCCCUGAGUUUGGGUCGGGGUCAGGACCUGCUGGGAACAGUGGGCGUCAGGUAUGCUGGCCACAGCCUCUGAGGGGGGU